This is a messenger RNA of Alosa sapidissima (American shad), 3903 nucleotides long. RefSeq names its product Rho GTPase activating protein 10 (gene arhgap10). The record is from RefSeq and is a predicted model, not a curated record. Bases 438 to 2753 code for a protein of 771 amino acids. Lineage: Eukaryota; Metazoa; Chordata; Actinopteri; Clupeiformes; Clupeidae. Gene Ontology annotation, biological process: signal transduction. Gene Ontology annotation, cellular component: cytoplasm. The transcript has 23 exons. Gene Ontology annotation, molecular function: protein binding; GTPase activator activity.
GCAAGACUUUACAAUUUACGCCUGCUACUGUCACUACGGAAUAUCGCCACGUCGUGGACUAUGACUGACUGAAUUGUUUAAACUUUAAUAGUUUAACGUUAGUGUUUCCCUGGGAUCUCGUUAUUUCUUACAAAGGAAUUACUGUUUUGAAGUAGGUGGUAGUCUUGUCAAGUACAAAGUGUCGUUUCCGUCGGGAUUUUUUGAGAAUUUGUCCAGGAGUGGUCUUUGGUCUAGCCUCAGAUUCAGGGCAUAGAACGUUAACGUUACGCCUAUGAUCCAGGAAUAGCGACCGGACGGCGCUAGCUGGCUAACUUUGUUAGCUAGCUCAUACUUUUUGAGUUAAUUUCGUGUGGGAGUGAUUAACUGUCUUUAGAACAGAACUUGUUUUCAGACUUGUCAGCUAGCCACAUUUGAGCUAGCUUUACAUAGCUCCAAAAAUGGGAUUACACCCUUUGGAGUUCAGCGAGUGUUACCUGGACAGUCCAGUUUUCCGAGAGAAAGUGAAGGCGCAUGAAGCGGAAUUGGAUAAAACCAACAGAUUUAUAAAAGAAUUAUACAAAGACGGAAAGAACCUCAUCAAUGCCACAAAACAGUUGAGCCUAGCGCAGCGCAAGUUUGCCCAGUCUCUGGGAGAGUUUCGCUUUGAGUACAUCGGUGAUGCAAAGACAGAUGAUGAAAAAUGCAUUGAUGAGUCUUUGCAGGAGUUUUCCGCCUUCUUGAGGAACCUGGAGGACCAGAGAGAGCUGAUGAUGCAAAACAUCACAGAGACGCUAAUGAAGCCACUAGAGAAGUUCCGAAAAGACCAUCUUGGUGCAGCAAAGACAGAAAGAAAGAGGUAUGAGAAAGAGACCGAAAAGUACUACAGCUCUCUGGAGAAGCUUUUGAACAUGUCUGCAAAGAAAAAGGAACCUCAUUUACAAGAGGCUGACGUUCAGGUGGAGACCAACCGGCAGCACUUCCAGGAACUGUCCCUGGAGUACGUGUGCAAGCUGCAGGAGAUCCAGGAGCGGAAGAAGUUUGAGUGUGUAGAGCCGAUGCUGGCUUUUUUUCAGACCGUCUUCACAUUCUACCACCAGGGUUAUGAGCUGGCCAAGGACUUUGACCAUUACAAAAGAGCCCUACAGAUCAAUAUACAGAAUACGAGGAGUCGUUUUGAGGCCACACGCUCAGAGGUAUAUGAGCUGAUGAAGAGGACUAAGGAGACUCCUCAGGAGCACAGGCAGACCAGCCCCAUCAGCAGUGAGGGCUACCUCUUCGUGCAGGAGAAACGUCCUCCACCAUUUGGCUCCAGCUGGGUGAAGCGCUAUUGCACGUUUAUCAAAGAGCAGAAGAUUCUACACAUGGUCACCUUUGACCACAAGUCAGGAGGCAAGACGGGUGAAACGGAAUCAGUGAUGCUCAAAUCCUGCCUUCGCAAAACGACAGAUACAGUGGACCGCCGCUUCUGCUUAGAUCUAGAAGUUACAGACCGGCCUGGGAUAGUGGUCACAGUCCAGGCCCUCUCAGAAGAUGACCAUAAGUUCUGGAUGCAUGCUAUGGGAGGAAAAGAGCCUUUUCAUUAUUUGGGCAGAACAUACUCCAAAGAAAGAGGAAUUGAUGCCCAGCUUGAUGACAUUGGUGUGUCCUUUCUAAAGAACUCCAUUAACGCCAUUGAGAAAAGAGGUAUCAAUGACCAGGGCCUGUAUAGAGUGGUGGGUGUGAGUUCUAAAGUCCAGAAGCUGCUCAGCCUGAUGAUUGAUGAGAAGAGUAAUGAAUUGGACCUCUCGGUAUGCGAAGACUGGGAUGUGAAGACGAUCACUAGCGCUCUAAAACUCUACCUCAGGAGUUUACCUGAACCUCUGAUGACCUAUGGUUUAUAUAAAGAGUUCAUCAUACCUGCCAAGUCGGGCAGCCCAGACGCCCGACUGCAGGCCAUCCACUGUCUGGUCCAUAAGCUGCCAGAGAGGAACAGACUGGUCCUGGGACUACUUAUGAAGCACCUCGCAACAGUGGCAGCCCACAGUAAGCAGAACCUGAUGACGGUGGCCAAUCUGGGCGUGGUCUUCGGCCCUACCCUCAUGCGCCCACAGGAAGAAACUGUGGCUGCCAUCAUGGAUCUCAAGUUCCAGAACAUAGUGGUGGAGAUUCUCAUUGAGCAGCAUGAGAAGAUUUUCGGAGAUAUCCCCAACGAGUGCUCGCCAUCUACAGCAGCCUUCUCCGCUCCCACACGCCAUUCCAAGAAGGUUGGCCGCCAGAACAGACCUCUGGCUGUGUACAACCCUCAGGUGCUCCACAUGCAGACAGUGUCUGUGGGGAAUGAAAGUGGCUCUCCUGCUCCUGAUGAGGCAUCUCUAGGCAGCAACGAGUCCGUCUCCUCCUCACACUCCUCUACGGCCUCCGGCCCCGGGACCCCCCCACAGAAGGCCAAGAACCCCCACGACACAAGCCAGUGUACCCCCAGCCCAGACAGCCCAGGGCUGAGCUCUGCCAGGGUGUCGUGGAUGAACUCGGUGUCAGCUACCCCAGCAACACCCCAGGCCACCCCCAGCCGAGCCCCGAGAGGAGUGACGGACGGCGAGCCGGCCGAGGAGAGUGUCAGCCAGCGGAGGGCCAAGGCCGUCUACCCCUGUGAGGCGGAGCAUGACUCGGAGCUCUCUUUCCAGGCCGGCGCAAUCUUCCACAACGUGACCCCGUCCCGGGAGCCCGGCUGGCUGGAGGGAGUGCUGGAGGGGAAGAGGGGCCUCAUCCCUGAGAACUAUGUUGAGAUGCUGUAGCACACACACUCACACACAGACAUGCAUGCUCUCUUUUUCACACACACACUCACAAGCACACACACACGCACUCCAGACACCCCUCUUAUACAUGGUAUCCAUGGUCAUGGUGGAAAUGUUAUCUCGCUCCAUAUCUUUUUUUUUUUUUUUUUUAUCCAUCUGUCUGCUCUUCAUGAAAAGACAAAAAAAAAAGUGCAUUUCUGUCGGACACAGCUUGACUUGAGGAGAGCGCGAGCGAGAAAGAGACAGCAUGUGUGGCUGCUGACGUCACUGGAAGAGAGGUGAAAACGGCACACUGAUGGGCUCGGAUCCCCAGACGUGACACAGAGCCUAAACUGUGCAGUUUGGAGCUGCCCACAGACAUUCUGGGCUUCUGUUAUGCAACGUUUCCAAUGAUUCCCGGCAUAAUUAGCUGAUGUUUCUUUCAUAAUGUGCUUUAGGAAGUUCUACAUAACAGCUCUUUAUUGUUUUACUGAUAGAAUGCAUGCAGUUAAUUGGUUUAUGCAUUUUAAAGAAAAGGAUAUUGAUAUUUUAUUUUGUUUUUAUCCGAUUUUAAGUUGACUUUUUUUAUAUUGUUUGAGUACCAUUUUAAUUUAAAAUACUGGAUUUCAGUUCAGACGUCACAGUUCCGUUGCCUCCACCUCUUCAGUGUCCUUCCGUAUUUGACGCCGUCCAAUGAUUUGGGCAUAGCAAGUAUUUUAGAAUUGUUGUAUAUAAAUGAAAUGAUCUUUAUUGAUAAAAUAUAAAAAGACAAAUAAAUAUUAUUAUAUAGUGACACAGAUCUAUCUCCUCUGAAUGCACCAUUACAUAAUCCUAAGUCUUAUGUGUCUGUGUUGUGUUUUAAAUGACCUCCAGAAGCAGUCCUAUGGCUAGGGCCACCACUACAGGUCCGCAGCUGUUGGGAUCAGUGAUUCUAGCCACAGUCCUCACUCCAAGUCCACACUCCCACUUUUAUUCUCUUGCUCUUUUGUGGAGAUGUUUUCAUUUCCCUAAAAGCUUUUAUUUUCUGUGUUCUUCAUGAGGGAAUGUUUGCUUGCUAAUUUAAGACAGUGAUUUAUGACGUUUGUAAAGGUCUUGGCAUGCAUUUCACUUUUGUAUUAUUGGUUAUCCUGUUGAUCAAUGUUAAGUGAAUAAAAUAUUUUAUUAUUCA